This is a messenger RNA of Drosophila hydei, 1801 nucleotides long. RefSeq lists its product as uncharacterized. Gene Ontology annotation, molecular function: microtubule binding. NCBI's taxonomy places the organism in Eukaryota, Metazoa, Arthropoda, Insecta, Diptera, Drosophilidae. The record is from RefSeq and is a predicted model, not a curated record. The transcript is spliced from 2 exons. The coding region runs from base 355 to 1797 and encodes 480 amino acids.
GCCAGUUGAGCAUGUUUAGUUCUCGUUCAUGGCAAAUGGUCACCAGGCAUCGACCAAACACUGCAAGCUGGUCUAAACGGGGCCUGGCAACAGCAACAGAGACAGGAUAGAGGCAUAACCAGAAUCGCAACAGGAGGUGCUGGCUGGGUAUUUGGCAUAUACAUAUAUCUAUAUAUUGCGCGAAGUUCAUUAGACCUUUUGAUGGGCCUCUUUCUGCCUCAAUGGGUACUUGUCUGGUGCUCAGCGUGCAAAAGCGCUCAAUAGCACGAAAUGAAACAUUUUACCGAGUUUUGCACAAAAAAACUGAUCUAAAAAUAAUCCACGCAACGGAGUUCGCAUCGAUAGCAGCCAGAGAUGUAUGAUCCGGAGGCGGAGUCGGACGACGACUGCGAAGUUUACUUCCUGAAGCCCGUGAACGAGUACAACAUUGCAGACAAGAUUAACGAGGCCAACAAGCAGCUUUUUGCGCUAUACGAGGAUCAUGACAAUGUGGGUCAGUUGAAUGCCAACAGCAUUACCAGCAAUCGCAAGGUAACUUUUGCGCCCAAUUUGGAGGAUUACGAGCCCACAGCGCAGCAGUCUAUCCAGGAGGAGCUGUACAGUCCGCCCGCUGGGCUGCUGGAGCAAUUGGCGCAGCUGAAGCUUCAAACCGAACGCGAACGAUUUGCGCCCAUCGAAAAGGAGCCAUCCAAGGAGCUGGAGAAUACAGUAAUGGAGCAGAAGGCAGCGAAGCCACAGUUGGAGGAGGAAAUAUGCGAGGAAAUUUUAGACCUAAGCGAAGUGGAAAAUGGCAGCAGUAACAGCUACAGUAUGCAGUCUGUACCAGCUGCUCGGACUGGAAGCAUAGACCACGCGGAUGACGACUUCUCAGGCGUGGAUGAGGAUGAUCUGAUUGCUGCCACCGAAACGCUUGCAGCAUGCACGCAAAAGCUUCGCAUAACACGUCAGAAUACAUUCGAUUUGAAUAAUGAGCAAAUGGCAGAGGAGUCGGAUCAGAGGAGUUUGACCAAUUUGCUAACUGAGUCUGAUUGCGAGGAAGAUGAACGCGUUGUGAACGAGGCACGCAUCAAGCUGCGGCAAGCUUACAAAAGUCUAUAUAAAACACUAGAUGUUCCAGGACAGAAGCAGAUCAAUCGUCUAACUGGAACCAAUUAUGGGCAUGAGGAUGUGGAAGAGGAUGAUUUAUCCGUCAUUGUUGCUAGCUAUAUACCCGAAGCUUUUGAGCUGGAUCAGCAUAGCGUUUAUUACAAGAAAGAAGGCGAAGCUGAUCGAAAGCUGAACACUAAUAGCACCAACAAGACAUUCUUCAAUGCCCGCCAUUUUAGUUUUCGCCGUCGCUCCACGCCCACAGCAACAACUGUUGCCAGCGUGCCGGAUAUCAAAAUGAACUAUAAGAUUUGUUGCGAGCAUCGGCAUGCGCUGCAGAGGGAAAAGCUACCUCGUUACACAGGCUACAUGUCCGAGUACGGCCUGAGUGCAAAGCAGCUACAGCAACGUGAACAACAGAUGCGACGCAAACAACGCUUUGCCAUAGAACAAACGCUGAACCGAAACGAACAUGAGCUGAAGAAAAUGCAAGAUAAUGAACGUGCCUUCACAACCUGGCUGAAGAACAAAAUGCGGUAUCCCAUCAAUAAAACACGAAACAUGUUCGAUGCAACUCGGAAGCGAGGAACUGUGGUAGCUGCAGCCAAUCCGAAUGCCCACCAGCAACGAGAGCGGGAACUACGAUUGAGUCGCAAACGUGACAGCCAUGAGGUUUUUCAUUAUCGUCAUCUCCUGGGAAAUUGGAACUAGUAGG